Molecule: messenger RNA, 437 nt
Organism: Rhea pennata
Lineage: Eukaryota; Metazoa; Chordata; Aves; Rheiformes; Rheidae
Gene: DAPL1
Product: death associated protein like 1
Source: RefSeq, a predicted model, not a curated record
AUGAGGUCCAGAGGAGCUGUCGUGGGGAGCUCCAACUCCCCGGCCUCUGCUAAGUGGGCGUUAAAGCUUUCUAACAGCUCUCAGCAAACGAAACAGCAGUGUCCAGCUCUGGCUCUUCCGCCGCCGCGGGCGUGUGUAGGCGGGUUUGAUAGCUGCUACCAGCAGCUGUUUGCGGUGAAAGCUGGAGGUAUGAGAGUGUCUAAAAAACAAGACGAUGGAUUUGUUGGGAAGUAUGCUAAAAUUCCAAGAAAUGAGAACAUAAGAUCCCACGAAAUUCCUGCAGCAGUAUUACAAGUGUCUCACCAAAAGCCACAGCCUGUCUUGGAGAAGUUCAUGCUGCCUAAAAGAAUUUACAUUAUUCAACAGCCACAGAAAUAUUAAUAUAGACAUUAAAAUACUCUUGUUUACUUAGAAGUGAGUUUCUAUUCUAAAUAGCA